Molecule: messenger RNA, 7079 nt
Organism: Sus scrofa (pig)
Lineage: Eukaryota; Metazoa; Chordata; Mammalia; Artiodactyla; Suidae
Source: RefSeq, a predicted model, not a curated record
AAACAACAACAGAAAAAAAAAAAACAUGGAUCUGGAGCUCAACUGAGAGAUCUGGGCCAAAGAUAUAAAUUUGAGAAUCAAAAGCAUACAUAUUUGGAGCUGUGGGAGUCAAUGCGUCAUUGAAGAAGAAGGUCUCAGAUUGAGUCCUAGAAAGCAAACUAUGUAAGGACUAGGUGGAGGAAUUUUGAAGGACAGCCAAAGACAAUCAUCAGUCACUUGAAAAGGAACCCUGGGAUGAUUCCAGUUCCUCAGGGUCUGUGGAAGCCAGCAGCUGGGCUGGAUGGUGGGGCUGGCUGUGUUCUUUGUGUGGCAUGAGAGGUGGAAGGGAGUGACCUGACCCACGCUGCACUGAGGCAGCAGGCUCCAGGUUGGAGCCCAUUGGCAUUCGUCCCGGCAGAGUGCUGUUACAUCCUUGUUGGUGUCAAACAGCCUGGCUUAGGCUCCUGGUCUUCCACGGAAAAGCUGAGUGAUUGUGCCCAAGUCAUUUAAUGUUGAAUGUUGGAUUCUACAUCUAUAAAAUGUAGGGCUGUCUUCAGAGUUCAUGAAUCUAAUUAUAACAGGUUUUCUGAAUAGGAUCCUUCCUAUAAAGGUGCCUAGCUUGGGGUUGCCAGGGGUACCUCAAAACUUCUGGACAAACCUGAGGAGUGAGCCUCUCUUUCACGACCCACACAACGUUCCUCCCCUUCCUGGUCAUCGGGUGCCAGCCUUUGCCCACAGAACCUGUUUAUCUUGAAGGUGGGGACAGGCUCCCCUGCUGUAUCCCAUCCUGAUUCUUCUAAGGUGUGGCAGAAUAGGCACUGGACCAAGACCUUUUCCACUAGAUGAAGACGUGAGGGCUGAAAAGAUUGCUUUAGUUCCACCUCUGAACCACAGCCUUUCUGAAAGCACCUGCCACACACACCCAGGACACACAUCUAAGUUCUUCUCUGGCCGCUCCAGGACCUCUCUAGAGAGGUCAUUGCUGCCUGGCCUAAAGUCUGUUCAUUUCACUCCAACGAACUUACUCCCAUUUAACUUUCUCCCCACUUCAGUUCACCCCCAAACUUCCCAAACGACAUUUCUUUUCUUUUCUUUUUGGUCUUUUUGCCUUUUCUGGGACCACUCCCAUGGCAUAUGGAGGUUCCCAGGCUAGGGGUCGAAUCGGAGCUGUAGCCACCGGCCUACACCAGAGCCACAGCAACACGGGAUCCGAGCCACGUCUGCAACCUACACCACAGCUCAUGGCAACGCCAGAUCCUUAACCCACUGAGCGAGGCUAGGGAUCAGACCCGCAACCUCGUGGUUCCCAGUCAGAUUCGUUAACCACUCAGCCAUGACGGGAACUCCUAAAUGACAUUUCUGCUAGGAAGAAAAGAGUUUUUAGGGAACUUGAAGAAAAGGAGUUAACAAACUUGAGUCAUUGGCCCACCGGGAGGGAUGUCUGCUCCAGGCCAGGCCUUGGACUCUCAGCCACAAGUGGGACAGGAGUUGCUCAGUCUGGAGAGGAAUAUGGUCAGGCCUCUCCCGUCACUUCCCACUCAUACUGCCCUCCCUCUUCACUCAUCCAGCAGCCCCUGGCCCCUGCCAAGCCCUCAACUUAGCAAGGAAGACAAAGAGCCUGAAAGGUGAACAUACAGAGUAUCCAGUAAGUCACCAAGCCAUGAGGACAGCAUCCCUGCCCUUGUGACGACCCUGGCACAGUUCUGACCCGGGCCUCACCCCUCUCUCGUGGAUCACUGUACCCCAUCCCUGGUUCCUUCACUCUUGCCCUCUCCAGCAUCUGUACCAUGUAGGAGCUGCUACAGUGAGCUCUUGAAAACAGAUAGGGACUUGUCAAAACUUUCAAAGGAUCAACUUAAAAUUCCAAGUAUGGUAUUCAAGGCCUUUCCCAGGAACCUCUAAUUUAUCUUUGCAUCUUCAACUCCCAAUAUUUACCUCCCUAGUCACACUAAGCCUGGAGUGUUGUCCAGCCAUAUCCUGUUAUUCCCAUCUCUAUACCUCACCCUCAGUGCCCUCUCCGUCUUGACGCUGCUCCUUAGCUGGAAAACUUGACCACCUCAAAACCCAUGUGGUAGGUUAAGUUUGGCCACAAAUUUUUGGAACUACUCUUCACACUUGGUAUCUGGGCUGGUCUUGUGACUUGCUUCCAUCAACAGAAUGUGUUGGAAGUGAUGUUGCAAGUUCCAAAGCUCAGGCCUCAAGAGGGCCUGUAGGUCCACCUUAACCAUGUUGGAACCUUGAGAACAUGCCAGGAAGCCACCCAGGAUGAAGGAGAGUGGGGAGACCCAGCCACUGCAGUUGAGCCCAGCUCUCAGCUAAUAUAUUAGCUGAAUAGAGCCACAUGAGAGAGCCCAGAUGGGCCCAGUGCAAAAUCUCCCAGGCAACCCACAGAAUUUGAGAAAUAAUGAAUGCUAGUUGUUUUAAGCCAUUGGGUUUUGGGAUGGUUUGUUACACAGCAGCAGGUAACUGAUACAUUGCAGUUCUAAUUGAAGUCACUCCAGUCGACUUCCCCAAGUUCUAUCUAUGUUUGUACACAUCAAAUCACUUUCUAGGCAUUUAGUAUCUGGCUCUCCCAAGAGAUGGUGAGCUCCUGAGGAUCAGGGCUGAGUCUGAUUCAUCUCCUUCCUGACCACUUACAGUGGUAAUAGGAUGAAGCCCUUGCUCACUGGUCAGAUUCAGUAUACUCAGGUGUCAUUAAUGUGUCUAGAAAGUAUGCCUAGGUGGAGUUCCCAUUGUGGCUCAGCAGAUUAGAACCUGACUAGUAUCCAUGAGGAUGUGGGUUCAAUCCCUGGCAUCGCUCAGUGGGUGAAGGAUCUGGCAUUGCUGUGAGCUGUGGUGUAGGUUGUAGUCGUGGCUCAGACUGCUCAUUGCUGGGGCUGUGGUGGAGGCCGGCAGCUGCAGCUCUGAUUCAUCCCCUAUCCCAGGAACUUCCCAUAUGCCACAGGUGCAGCCCUAAAAAGAUAGAAAAGAAAGUAUACCUAGAUGAACAUUUUACAUGGAAAUUACUCAACAAAGAUUUUUAAAGCCCAUCCUAUGUAAACAGAACAGGCCCCAGGCCCUGAAGUUGCUCUCAGUCUAGCAGGGAAAACCGGUUAUUAAAAGCAUCAAAUGGAAUACUACUCAGCCAUAAAAAAGAACAAAAAGUGCAAUUUGCAGCAACACAGAUGGAACUAGAGACUCUCAUACUAGGUGAAGUCAGAAAGAGAAAGACAAAUACCAUAUGAUAAUCACAUAUCUGGAAUCUAAAAUAUGGCACAAAUGAGCCUUUCCGCAGAAAAGAAACUCAUGGACUUGGAGAAUAGACUCGUGGUUGCCAAUGGGGAGGGGAGAGAGUGGGAUGGAUUGAGAAUUUGGGGUUAAUAGAUGCAGACUAUUGCCUUUGGAAUGGAUAAGCAAUGAGAUCCUUCUGUGUAGCACUGGGAACUAUAUCUAGUCACUUAUGAUGCAGCAUGAUAAUGUGAGAAAAAAGAAUCUAUACAUGUCUGUGUAAUUGGGUCACCAUGCUGUACAGUAGAAAAUUGACAGAACACUGUAAACCAGCUAUAAUGAAAAAAUAAAUAAAUAAAGUUUUUUAAAGGGGGAAAAAAAGUAUCAAAGUGUUUCAAUCAAGUGAAAGGCUGGGAGUGUAUGAGGCAGCUGGUAGGUGGAGGAGUCAAGAAAAUGGCCAGAAGUAAUGACAUUUAGCUUCAUCAUAUAGGGUUAGCAAGCUGCCACUGUGGGAAGGAAGUUUGCAGCCCCCCCCCCCCCAGUUUAUCCACCCUCUAGGGAGAAGGGAUGCAUGGAUUGGUCAGAUUCAAGAACAAUGAAGUAAGCCACAGUCCUGGGGGCGGGGCCUCAGCCUGUGAAAAAAAGAAGGUCUAAGGUAGGUCCCAGUCUGGGAAUGGCUCUCGCCAAUUUCUUCUCUCUCAGACCUUCAAGAUGGCUUUUCCUCGCCGCCAGUCCAUGAAACCCAAGAACCUGACCUGCCUUCUGGUGGGUGUGAAUUUCUUGGUCCUGUAUCUAUGGUUCCUCCAAGCCCCCAGGUCCCAGCAGGAAAGGAUGUGGGCUGGCUCCUCGCAAGCUGACCGUGUGACCCCUGUUGCCGCACCGCGGUCCAGCCCAGGGCCCCGGUGCGUGGCCAACACCUCGGCGAACAGCACGGCCGACUUUGAGCAGCUGCCCGCGCGCAUCCAAGACUUCCUGCGCUACCGCCACUGCCGCCACUUCCCUCUGCUCUGGGACGCGCCGGCCAAGUGCGCGGGCAGCCACGGGGCCUUCCUGCUGCUGGCCAUCAAGUCGUCGCCCGCCAACUACGAGCGGCGGGACCUCAUCCGCCGCACGUGGGGGCAGGAGCGCAGCUACAUAGGGCGGCAGGUGCGCCGCCUCUUCCUCCUGGGCAUCGCCGCGCCCGAGGACGCCGAGCGCGCCGAGCAGCUGGCACUGGUGGCGCUGGAGGCCCGCGAGCACGGCGACGUGCUGCAGUGGGCCUUCGCCGACACCUUCCUCAACCUCACGCUCAAGCACGUGCACCUGCUCGACUGGCUGGAGGCCCGCUGCUCGCGCGUGCACUUCCUGCUCAGCGGCGACGACGACGUCUUCGUGCACACUGCAAACGUGGUCCGUUUCCUGGAGGGGCAGCCGCCCGACCACCACCUCUUCACCGGGCAGCUCAUGAGCGGCUCGGUGCCCAUCCGCGACAGCUGGAGCAAGUACUUCGUGCCCCCGCAGCUCUUUGCCGGACCGGCUUACCCCACGUACUGCAGCGGCGGCGGCUUCCUCAUGUCCAGUCGUACCAUCCAGGCCGUGCGCAAGGCCGCCCGCCUUACCCCGCUCUUCCCCAUCGACGACGCUUACAUGGGUAUGUGUCUGGAUCGUGCUGGCCUGGAGCCCAGCGGCCACGAGGGCAUCCGGCCGUUCGGUGUGCAGCUGCCGGGAGCCGGGCAGCCCUCCUUCGACCCCUGUGUGUACCGCGAACUGCUGCUCGUGCACCGCUUCGCGCCGUAUGAGAUGCUGCUCAUGUGGAAGGCGCUGCAUGACCCCGGGCUGACCUGUGACCGGCGGCGCAGGGUCUCCUGAGGCCGGGUGGGCCGUGCUUGGGGAGAUGAGCAGCCUCCACAGGGUACCCAGAGCAGGGGUGAGGCACGUCGCGUGCUGAGCGCCUCACCCCUGCUCUGGGUACCAUCUCUCCUCCCCAGCUCUCUGCACCUGCCUCCUAGCUGCAUAUUGGGAAUCACCUGGGGGAGGAGGGGGAGUGGUGAAAUACCUAUAUCCCGGCCUCAUCUCCAAAGGUUGUGGUUGUCUGGGGUCCCCCAGACUUCUAGCGAUUUUUUUUAAGUUUCUCAGGUGCCUGGAAUGUGCAGCUAGGAAUGAAGCCCACUGUGCCAAGGAUGGACCGGGCUCUGUCACCCCUUCUACAAGUCUUUCGGGGCACCCACCUCCAGUCGCUGUCGGCAGAGGAGCAAGGGAAGAGUGCGGAGCCAGAAUCAAAUGUUACCUGCAGGUGCAGGACACAUGUCAGUCGUCACUUCACUUCCUCUACAGCGUGUGGAGCUGAACCUGACAGCUUUCAGAUGGAUUCCCCUUUCCUAGAAGUCAGCCUGCCUCUGAAGCCUAGAAAGCAACCCCCCGGAGUCAGAGCGGAGGGUGUCUGGCAGCCUCCUCGCUAUCUGGUUCUCCUCCCUUCAUCCCUCUGUGCAGCCCAGACCCCCCUGUGCCAAGUGGAAGCCAGGGCCCGGCCAGGACAGUGACUACAUCCCGGGCCAUGUGCUCAGUGGCACACAACACACCACAUGUCCCCUCCACGCUCACCUUGACCACAGCUGAUGGCCUGCCUGGGUCUGGCCCAAGCACGCCUGCCCCACCCGCACUCACUCCAGGGGACAAAGAUGGGCUCCUUGCUGGAGUCUGGGCCUCAGGGUCAGUCGGCUUUGGGGAACCAAGCUGGGAGUUCAGGGUGUGGGGACGCUGCGGGGGUCGGUCAUGAGGAAACCAGGCAAGGCAGUGAUGGGGAAUCUGGGAGGACCGUGCUGAGCAAGCCCGUGGAAGGUCAAUGCAGGGCCUGAGUUUGGAGGACGGGGGAUCUGAUGAGUAGCCAUGAAGGACCGUGAUGAGGGCGUGUGCGGGGAUGACCGGAUCUGUUGUGAACAUCGAUCGAGAGGCUGGGGGGUCAGUGGCUAGACUCUGAGGAUCAGACUGUGGUCUUGACCUCCAGGAGCUGCCAGUUGUUUCGGAACAACUUAAGGGGUAAGCAGCUUAAGGGGGAGGCAGAAACGUGUGCUGUCAAGGUCCCACCUGUGUGAGAUGGACAAGAAGGACUGAGUUUCAAGGAGGAGAGCCCGAUUGGGAAGCCAGGAGACUGACCAGACACCUUCCCAGCCCUCAGGAUGAGGUCCAGUCUGCCCCCUGGCAGACUCUGUCCAGGCAGAACAGCUUGCAGUCCCUGCUGUGUCGGGCUCUCUCCUGCCCGGGCAUCAUUGCACAGCUCUGCUCUCUUUACUGGAAAUUUCCACCAAUUACCACCACCAUCCAUGUCUCUUGAAUCAAUGAGGAUGCCUGCAGGAGAGGCUGUCCAUCAAACUCUGCUGCCCGCGUCCCCCGGACACACAUCUAGACUACAUUUCCCAGCCCCCCUUGCAGGGAGACACGGCCACGUGACCAAGCCGUCUUCAUGGCUGUCUGUGGGUGAGACAGGACCACUCCCGAGGUCCUAUAUAUACCUCAGUAUAGAUAUAGGACCCAUCCCUGACCUUACAGAUGAUUUUCAACCUCGGGACUAUUGCCAUUUGUGGAAGGGCAAUUCUUUGCCUUGAGGGGCCGUCCUGUGCCUUGGAGAACAUUUAGCCGUAUCCCUGUCCUCUGCCCACUAGAUGUCAGCAUCAUACAACCAAAACUAUGUUUAAAGAUGGCCAGAGGUACUCUGGUGAGCAAAGUCGCCCUUAGUGGGGAACCACUGGCCCAGAGGAAGGUAGAAAAACAAGAGGGCUUCCCAGUUCGCUAUAUGGAGCAGGGCUGCCUAUGGAUUCAGCUCAAAUUUUUUUUUUUAGGGUCGCACCUGCAGCAUAUGGAAGGUCCCAGGCUAGGGGUGUCUAAUCAGAACUGUAGCUGCCAGCAUACACCACAGC